GUAGCGAAUUCAGUGAGGAGACAUCCGAUAAAAUGUUCUUCAUUUUUUCAAAAUCUAAGAGCUUUCAAAAGCUCAGUUAACUUAUUUUAGUUCCUUUAUUCAUCAUCGUCCCAGGUUGAAGACAAGUCUCGGAAAUGCGUGGCAUUGUGCUGAGUCUUUCAGUGGCCCUUAUGUUGGCUAACAUAGUUCAUAAACGAGAAGCAGCUAGCAUCCAGUCAAUAGGUAAGUAAUGAAAUAUUUGAAUUAUUUCAUUAGGGAAGGAGUCUUUGCCAAAUUAUAUUUACUCAAGUACAUUACAAAAUAUUACUGUUGAAAAUGGUGCACAUUUAAUAUCUGAAAACGAAUAGCAAUCUGAGCUGCACGCUCUCAAAAUUGACCAUAGGUAAAUUCCCUUCAUAACACGUAAAGAAAAGUACACAGAUGAAACGAUUAGGUCCAGGAAACAAUAAUUUUCAAGCGCGUCUUUGAAUUUACCAUCUAAAAAAGCGUUUAUUUGUUAUUUAUAGAACAAUUGUUUUAUAAAACAGGGGGUAAUCGGGACAGCAUUUUGAAGUUUACGAAGACAAAAAAUUCACCUUACGCGGCCAAUUGUGAUAACUUCGCUUUAAUCAAUAUUUUGAGUCUUCAUUAACAUCGUGUAUUCACUCAGUCUUAAUUUUUGAUUAACACAACCGAGACCUUUAACAGUCAGAUAGCUGUAAAUACUAAAAUAUCUGCAAGUUAAAUCCGGUUUUGCAAACAGCGACAAAAGUAUAUAGAUAUUUAGUUGGGAGAUCAAGAUUGUUUCUAGUUUGUUAUACUGCUGUUAUUUCCAAAUUUCCUGAUUCUUGAUUUGAAAUUGUAAGUAACGAGCUCAGAAACUGUAUCUCCUUUCAUGUAUGGCGUACAACUGGUGAAACGAUAUAGCCUCUUACCCAAGCGAUUUUAGGGGAAUCCCAUUUUCUCCUUCUCUACCUCUCGUGGGGAAGGAAGAAAUACGACUCCCCUACGAACGUCUGCAUGGAAGGCCGGUGAGGCGACAGCUAUACAAUGAAUUUUUAGAUCAUAACUUAAUACUUUUUAAAUAAAAUAUUUUUAUAGGUGUAAUUCAUCAUCCCAACCAUGACCUCCUUGCCAAUAUGCUGAGAAAAAGCGUUAUUGACGUCAAUAGGACACUUACCGGGAAUAAAUACAUUAACUUAACAUCCAUCAGAACGACAUCAUCGAAGGAGUUGUUAUCCUACAGUAAGUACCCUUUAAAGCCGGUAAAGAAGAGCAUAUUGCCGAUACAAGAUCAGCCACGUGCUCGGGUGUGAAAAUUUGGUGUUGAUCCGUUAGUUCUGAUCACAGCACUGUUAUAUUUAAGAAACGGUCCAGAUAAGAACGAUAGCAACAACGGCAACGAACAUGCUGGAAUGCAAAAAAGGUGCUAACUUUUCUAUUGUCUGUGCUUACUUCUGAUUGGCUUAAACAGCAAAAGUUAACAAAACUUCAUAAAGUAGUACAUAUAUUCAUCCUUACUUUCCAACCAUCUUCCAUAUAACAAAAUCUGGUCUUAGUUUGAAUAACAAAGAAAUCCUAUGUGGGGAACAUGUAAAAUUGUAAACUUUUCUUGGCUAUUGUUUUCAACUCUUGUGAUUGGUCAAAAUUUUUUAACACAAAAAAACACCCUUUCAAAGUGGACUGUAAAUGCAUUUUAUUGCGUAAACGGCCUUCAUGUAGGUUUAUGCAUUCUCUGUGUAAAAAUGAGAACAUUCCUAUGUGGGGAAAGCACCGUUGCCGCAUAACAAAAGAAAUUGCUAUCCACCUUAUUCGGAUCGUUACUUAACUUUAAUGUUCAACCAGUCUCCUCUACUAACUAGGCCUGAAUAAACAACCUGUAGUUAAACCAUUUUCAAUCAUUUAUUUCCCUCUUUUUUUUAUCUUUUGUACCAGAUAAUUUGAAAGACAUGUCGUGCGCAAUAGCAAUAUUUGAUUUGUCCUUUGGUGACCACCACUCGUUUUCGUUUGCUGAGGUGCUGGGUAUACCGUUAUUCAGCUUCAAGCCCAUCUUGCGAGACUUAUCGAAUCGAUUUGUUUACUCUGCAUUGCCGUCUUAUGAUAUGUACGCACGUGCCAUAAUUGACGUCAUAGUGUUUACCGUUGGUGAAGACAGUCCCAGGGAACAAGUGGCAAUUGUGUUUGAAGGUAGGCGAUAAUUCAAAAUGGGGAUGUUACUAAAACGGGAAACGGGUAGCGGGUAACGAGCACGGGGAAAGGGCAAUUGAAAAUUGAGAACAAAGCAGGGAAUUUGAAAUGAAGUUACUACGGUAUAAGCUAGGUUUUGUUCCUAUUUUUUGUUUUCCGGUUCUCCGUGCUGGCUCCUCGAUCGCUUCCUGUUCCUAGUUUUAGUAACAUCCUUCAAUAUGAUUCCUUUCUAAAAACUGACGGUAGGAUAAUAUAUUCAACAAAAUAACGGCGGACUUGUGUGCGCGCUUAUCAUAAAGAAAUGAAAUAAAAUAACAACUGUUAACCAGAAUAACCGAGUAUCAAACGAACGCCUUUUGUCUAAAAAACGCCUCUUCUACAAUGUUAAGUUUGUAUUGGACGUCUAUCUCUAAUACAUGCCCCCUGCCUAAUAGACGCUGCCCAUAAAAAUUACUCUUAAAUACUAAGAAUUAGCAAAAACGAACAAAAUCAUAAACUUUAUUGAAUUUCUUGCUUGAUUAACAAGGGUUUGCGUAUUGCAUUUUUCUAUGUCAAGUUCAAAGUAAGGAUAGACUAACGAUGACAACACAAUUACCUUGAAGAGGAUUCUAAACGGCCUAGACGUACACUUUGUAUCAAUGAAUGAACUGGAUAUUCCGCUGUUUAUAAAUUCUCUUUUAUUUUCUCCCAAAGCAUAUAUGUUUUUUCGAGCUUAUUGCAGUUAUGAAAAUAAAUGUAUCUCUCUUUUAAACGCGUCUAUUAUGUCAGUUACGCUAUACCUAAUUUGUUUUCUAUGUGUAAAGUCAAGAUAUGGAUGCCGGCUGGGUAUUGGUUCCUUUAUUUCUUUGAACACGGUACAAGUGCUGAUUUUCUCAAAAGUCUCUUGUCGUGUUUUAAUGUAGCACUGAGAAUUUCUUUUGUUGGAAACUCUAAUAAACGUCAUCAUUUCUUUUAGACGAGUACUCCAGAGUUGCAACGAAAGUGUACUCAAUAGCUCGUGAACUCGAAAGAUUUGAAGUUGACGCAAUCCCUGAAGUAAACAUAAACAACGAUGAAGAAUUUCAACGUGCACUUGAAGUUCUUCCAAAGACUGGUGCAAACAUCGUGCUGGUCAUUUGCAGACCAGAAAACCUGGAUGAUAUCCUGGAGAAGGUACUGGUCUAGAUCCUAAAUUUUAGUUUCUUACUGAAUACUAAGACAGAAUCAAUAAGUGUGUGAUGUAGCUAGUCUUAUUUACUCUUUCUUUAUGUGUGUGUCAGGCUAUGUGCAAACCGCGUAAGCAACAUUCUUGCCCAACAACUCCCAACAUUGUUGGAUGGUACCUGUUGCGUCCGUUUGCACACUCCUGUUGCAUAUUGUUGCGCAAAGUUUGAAAGUGGGCAAACUUUUAGCCCCGUGCAAACGGACGCAAGAUUGUUGGCCAACAACUCCCAACAUUGUUGAGAGAUGUUGCAUCCGCUUGCACGUAGCUUAAAAUGGCAUUCUUUAGAGUAAAAAUUCCUUCGAGUAGAAGGCUUGGCUAAAAUUGCCCUCCUUUUUAAUAAUGCCGAUCUCGGAGGGUGCUGUUGGACCUUCCUCGAUCUGAAUUCUUUACGAAAGAUGAAUCUAUUGAAUUGCUAAAUGUCCUUGGUUAUUCACCGUUUUGGGACGGGAAUUUUUGGGGACGAUCCUAUUAUCUGGGAGCCUGUCAAAGGCUAGAGCUGUAACAAUAAAUACAAAGAAAGCGACUAAAUUUGGCUUGCCGGUGGUUACUGGCACGUAGAAAAUUCAUUCACAGUGAAUUUUUAACAAAUUCGUGAAAAUGCACUCGACAGAUCCCCUCACACAUAUUUUCAAUUGAAACAAAAACAAAGCUCUUCAAAGUGACAUCUUUUAUUUUCAAAAAAUACUGAUUUGGUAAUCCCCUCAGAGUUAGUGCAUAAUGUUUGAUACAUUCUUCGACGAUUCGCGUUUUCUUUUAUAUACACGACUAUUUACCUCCCUUUAAAAAUAAUGAUAUAUAUAUGUGUAGCCAACAAGGCAACCACAAAUUGAAUUCUUCAAAGUAGCUCACAAGCGGGAAUGCAGCCUCCUCUGACGAACUUGAAAUUAAAACCGACUAUCCAAUUUAGUUGUCAGAAUAAUAAAUUGGACUAAUUAACUAUAUUUUUUUUCUUUUAAAGGCUUUACAACUUGGUGCUAUGAAUGAAAAAUCCAGAUGGUUUGCUUUGAAUAUGGUGCGCAUCUCUUUUUUAUGACCAGCCAGCCAAUUUUUUGAGGGAGGGGGGAGGGGCGGUGGGGGACAGGGUUAGGGGACAGAGGUAGGGGAGAGAGUUGGAGGAUAGAAUAAACCACGAUGCCCUCCAUCAGUUUUUACGCGCUUAUGGAUUGAUGGGAUAAAGGCAAUGUCACGUGGUAUUUCAAGGGGCCAAACAGAUGAUAAAAUAUACGACUAGUCAUGGUCCUGACCAGACAGAAUUCCGUCGAGUUUUACUUCAUUGUUGCUUGCUGUGAGGAUGUCUAAGGUCGUUGCUGCAUCCAAUAAAGUCUCAAUGAUCAGCUUUCGCCUUUAUUUACCAUUCAUCAUUUUCACAAAGUCUAUAAUGUACCUUGUUUAUCCCCCAAACGUUUGCAUAAGCAUUGUCUUCGAUAUCUCUUGAGAUGACUGUAAUACCUAGGAGAAAUUGAAAACAAUGGUCAUGGAUUUGUUUUUGUUUUUUUUGGGGGGGGGGGGCUGGGGCUGGGUUGGCGGAAGGGGAACAAGGUGCAUUAUAGUCUUUGUGAAAAUGGUGAAUUUUUGUCUUGAAAGCUUAAAGUACUUUAUAGUCGUUUUCACAUGACGUCACAACGGGCAUAUUGGUGUACAAAACAAUGAAACGGCGGCCAUUUUGGUGUACCAAGAUAAUCCCGUGGAACUAUUUUCUCUGCAUCUAAAAAACUGUCUUUUAUUCCGAGAAAUCAACAUAGCCACUGAUCACGUAAGUGAAGACGAUCUAUUUCGUUGUCCCCUUGAGAAACCACGUGACACAAUGCCUAAAUCCCAUUGCCGCGGGCAGACAGGGAGAAUACUGUGAGUAAGGUUUAGUACAAGUAUUAGAAAACAUGAUGUAGCUUAUUUCAUUUAGUCUUAGAAGCUCAGCCGAGAACAUUUUGAAAUUUAUUUCUUUUUAAAACAUUUCCUGAGGAUGUUUAUUCAUACUGUUUGAAGAAAUGUCUUAAUUUAGAAAACACACUUGUUAUUUUUCCGGUAAUCGGUAAAGGUGUAUCGAAGCAGGUAAAAAAAAUGGUUUUGCGAGUGCUUAUCAGUUACUCAAAAUUUAUAUUUGGCGCCGAAGCUUGGCGGAAAAGAGAAAUCACCUCAAAUUUUAGUGGUGAAUAAAUUUGUUAUAUUCCUUGAAGCAUCGGAGUGAAGUAUGAAUUUUCAUAUAUAUCAAAAUCAUUAGAUCUGUUGUGAUUCUCAGUAUUCGGUUUUCGUUCUUUUUUCCCUCCAUAGGACUUUGAUGGAAAUAUAUCUAAAAAAUGUUUCAAGGGACUUGUAGGUCUCCGAGUGAACUUAACAGAUCCUGAGAAGACACAAAAAUUAAAGGAGGAUGCUGAGAGAAAAACAAGAAAAGGCGACCUCAAGAAAACACCCGAGGUACUUCGAUAACUACUUGCUUUUAUAGGACACUGAAAUUAUAAUAGUCCUCCUCUUUGCUUUCUGACAACCAGAGUCACAGAGUAUCUUAGCUCAAGAUAAAGCUAAAAUCUGUCGACUAAGCCCACGAUGUUUAGGAACCAAGCCAAAAAAGUAGAAAUAUCUACAUCACCAUCAUUAUCAUUAUCAUCAUCAUCAUCAUUAUCAUCGUCAUCAUUAUUAUCAUCAACUCCAAAAGCUCAUCAACAAUUCAAAUAGAAAAUUCAAAGUAUAUUAAUGCUUAACGAGAAUCUCCGCUUAAACAAAUCCCCGUUGUUCGUUUAUUGAUUAAACUAUAUACGUUAGUUAAUUUUCUUGAUCAAUAUGCACCUUUCCAAAUUGAAGAGAAUUGAAAGAGGUUUUACUAUCUUGGUGUUUUGAUGGACCAACAUUCACUACUGAUCAUUUCCGAUUUCCAAAAACCCUUACUUUCAAAACGAGGCCACGUCCAAAAGGAUCAAAUGAAUGAAUGAAUGAAUGAAUGAAUGAAUGAAUGAAUGAAACUAUUUUCAUGACAAAGUCUUCACGUUAAAGACUUCACAAUGAUUAUUGAUUUCAGAAAGCCGAGGCUAGAGGCAAUUUGGAGAUGGCUAAUUAACAAUGGUAUCUGACCCCAUUCCAAAGCUUAUGCUGCUGAUAUUUCGAAAACCUGAAAUGCAUUUAGUUUGCCGGAACGCAGAAGUACAGUACGGUCGUCGCUUCUCUCCACCAGAAAAGUAAUAUCUGCGAACCCAAGCCGUCAAACGAAUUGUGUGACGUAAACCGUCUUUUGUGUUGUUGGUGACCAAUCGGAAUAGAGGAUAAAAAGAAAGCUCGAGUGAUUCGUCGCGACCUCGCGAGCUGGCGUAUUUAGGAAUUAACUGGAAUUUGACUAGUUUACUUUUCGGGUGGAGAGAAGCGAAGACCAGAAAUACGUCUGCGUUUGCAGGCUAAAGUGCAGUCAUUAGCUGGAAGAAGAAAAUGUACUUAUCCUAAUUCUAAUACUCCACUCGCUUCUAUUUCAUCUGUUUAGGUUAUCUAUGCUUUGGUCAACGAUACUUUAUUCGCGGUAGUGGACGCCUUUAAAAAGGACGUAGCUGGAAAAAUUCCCAAGUUAGGAAAUUGCUUUACAUCAGGAAAACGAAGUACAAGUGGAAUAGAAAUGCUCAAGAACCUUAAUAAUAAAGUAAGUAAAAAUGAUGUCUCACUAAGUAGUUCUUUUUUCCUACAAAAUUGUGACUUUACGCACGAUCAAAUAAAAUGUUUACCCAACUCCUGUUGCAGCGAUUGCUCAUAUGUUUUGUCAUUUACCUUUUUCUUAAUUUGCAUUUAAGGUAAAGUUUGCUGGAAUAACAGGAGAGGUGAGAUUUGAUAAUAAUACUAGAAGCAGGGUGGUAGAGAGGCUGGACAUAGUUAACGUCCAAGUUCAAGAAAACGACAAUGAGGAGACGGAGUCUGUUCUUGUAAACGUAAGUAAAACCAUUGCAAUGAGUUAUUGUACAGAGCUCCAAUUAAGAGUCAGCCAAACGUCAACCUCGUUCCCAGGGUUCUCUCCUACCCGCCCGAACGAGGUUGGCUAAACGUUUGAUAACGCCAUUUUUCACAUAUGUAACUGGAACCUUGAUUGAGCUUUUCAGCUGCAAAUAACAAGGGCCUCGAGCAAGCACAGCAAAACAACUGUGUUAACCUACUCCCAUGCAAAAGACAGCUCACAGCCAAUCAGAGCACGCUUGCUAUAUAUCCUUGUUAUUUUAUGAAUUCAUUUUUUCAUUAUUAAAAUAGGUUGGUCUUUGGAAUACGAACAAACGAAAAACAACAAAUAAACCCGUGCAGUUGAACAACAUGGACGCUAUUGAUUGGACAGGGGAUUUCUGGCAGGAGUUGCAAUGCUUAAGGAAGCAAAGAACGAAGAAAAAAGGAAAAGCCUUAGAAGGAAGGACCUUAAAAGUUGUGACCAUAGUGGUAAUUUUGCAUAAUCACAUUUACCGAAGACUGAUAGUUGAUGACUUAAACUAGCUAUUUUGAUCCAUAACGGUCAUAAGUCAGUCAGUUUUCUUAGGCUAAUUUAGCAAAAGAACGGGAACGCCAGUUGACGACGGGGCGGGGAGAUCAAACAACUGGCUUGACCAAUGGCAGAGCGGCAAAUUGGGCACCGGAAGUCGUGUUUAGUCCUUUCCGCGCGCUUUCCCGUCGUCAACUGACGUUCCCGUCCUGUUGCUAAAUCAGCCUAAUGUGUGCUGUGAGUCGUGCGAAAAUUAACUUCUGUCGAGAACCACCGUUCUCUUCCAGAAAUGUGGUCGAACGAAUAAAUUAAAAAUUACUGGUAUAUAACCGGCUCUAAACCGGCUUUGAAUAUCGCUGUGUUAUUAUUUGUUUGCUUCACUAAGUCAUAAUAAGCCCGUAAAAUUCUCUAUGGUUAAUAUCCCGGCUGCAGAAAUUUGUGUUUCAAACAGUAAAAACCGCGCCUGUCUAUCAAGGAUUGACGCAUGUUGAGGCCUCGUGCUUGAACCAUAAAAAAUGGUGCGAUUAUCAGAGCAGAGGUUUUUUCUCAUACGCCCGUGUAUAUAUCGUAUUUUCCUCAGCUUCAAGACGAGUACUCUGGUCAAUUUGGAACAGUAGCAGAUUUUUUCGGAGGAUUUUAGUUAUCUUUCGCUUUGAAUGUUUAAUUCAAAUACCGGACUACACAAGAGUCUGUUUGAAGAAUCGAUUACUAAUCCAACAACUCGCCUUUCUUUCUGUAUUUAGGAUUCACCAUUUUGUGAGAAUAAAAGCAGCCAUUCUGGUGAUGGGAAAACCAACGGUGGACAUGGAUAUGAAGGUUUCAGUAUCGACCUACUCGAGAAAAUAAAGGAUAGAAUGGGCUUUAACUACGAACUUGAGAUUUCCAAGGAAGGAACGAUGAAUAGUCUUAUUAAGCAUCUACAAGAGAAGGUGAUAACAACGCUCUUGUUCAUGAUCUUUUAAAAUUUAAGAACAGGUGGUCCCUCCAGCACAGAGUAAUAAUCAUGUAGAGAUCUUAGUUAGCCUAAAGCAUGCUCUCCCGUAAGGAUUUUAGCUCUGCUCUUAGCAUUUGGAUGAGUUUAUUUUUCGCCUAAGCAAGCUGGUAGGAGUAGAAAUAAGUUUCGUUGAACGUUGAAGUGCCCCACCCUAGCCUUGAGAACGUUGAGAAGAUCUUAGAUCCCCACAGGAAUAGCUCUUAUACAGGUUCGCGUCAGACGAGUAGAUUGCACCAUCAAGCCUCGUUUUCAAAAUAAGGAUUUUGUUAAAAACCGACGGGGUCUGGUGGUGAAAUUUACUCAUAUGACGUAAACACGCAUAAGGGCUAUUGAAUGCAUCACCCCCUUUAACCAAUGAUAAAUUAACCGACUAAUUGCCAAGCCACCCUUGGCUAGGUAUUAAACCAUGACUAGAUAAACGCUUUUGAGUUAAACUUUGCUAAUUCCCAGCCAUGUUACUUUUUUCUCCUCAUGAUUGUAUCACGACGGUAAGCAUUCAGGAUUCUCUUUUAAUUCUGCUUUUUUAGCUUUCUUUCUUACAAUCAACGAACCUCAAGACCGUCAUAUCGUGAUAACCGUUAUGGUUGUAAAAACAAUGCCCUGGAUUACGCUCCCGUUUUGAUACUUUUAGAGGGCAAUUUUAGCCAGCAUUUAGAACUUCGUAACUAGCAGCAAAAACUAAAACAGUACACAAACAAAGAGAGAAUGACCAGACUUUUUCGAUCGGAAAUCCAGGGGCAGGUAUUCCCAAUAUUAUCCGCUAUAAUGCAAUAUCUUUAAAACAGCUAGGCAGCUCACUGUAUUAAAGUGCUUUUUGCGAGCAUUUCUGAGUCACAAAUUUUUCUUUGGAUUGCCACAUAAGAAUAAGCCCUUAACAAAUUUUAAAUCAUUUGUUUCUAAUUUAAUGAUGUUUUUCUCUUUCUUUAGAAAGCUCAUGUAGCCAUCGGAGCCAUCACUAUCACUUCUGCGAGAGAGCUGAAAGUAGAUUUUAGCAAACCUUUCAUGGACUUCAAAAUAAGUCUCUUAAUGCCAAAACCAACAAAAGAAGAUCUGAAUCUCUUCGGAUUUCUUCUACCAUUUGAAAUGGAUGUCUGGCUUUCAACAAUUGCUGUUGUAAGCUGUUUUUCUCUUUUACCAGGUUACUUGAUGCGUUGCUCAAAACGUUAAACCUUUUACACUAGACACAUGCUUUAAAGAUUAUUCUGGAGCUCGGGGGGCGAGGGGGGGGGGGGGGGCGCACUUCCUUAAUUGGCCUAAACAAGGUUUUUAGGAACAGGGUAUGAAAUUUCCUAUACAGCGUCUUGGGUAGAGUAUCUUUUUCAUCCGGAAACAUUUCAGAGAGUGUAAAGACUGGUGAGUAUCGGUCUCCCAUGCAUUUUGUGGUACCAACAGUUUUCUCCAAACAAACCCUCCUUCAAUGAUGUUAGUUUGAAUAUAUAUGCAAAUCGAAACUACUAAGGUCUCGUUCUCUUUAAAUUUGCGCUAAUCACAUUCUAAUCCUUAGAAUCGGUGUUAAAAUUCAGCUCUUUUUAAAAAUAUACAUCAGCUUAAACCCUUAUCCAUUUAAUUUUACGUGUUUGCCUGCUUUUGGAGUGAGUUACAAAACUGAGCAUUUUAACUCCUUCAUGUUCUUCUUGUCUCCAGGUUAUAGGUAUCACUUUGCUAAUCUACUGCUUGGAUUACUUCAGUCCUAGUGGUUACCGGGCUAGGGCGGUCAGCACUGGUGAGGGCGAUGGUGACGAGCUGAACUUGUUCAACAGUUUAUGGUUUUCCCUGGGGUCUAUUCUGCAGCAAGGCGCUGACAACACGCCUAGGUGUGCCUCUGGUAGAAUGUUAGCUGGAGCUUUUUGGUUCUUUACCCUAAUUUUGAUUUCCACUUACACUGCAAACUUGGCUGCGUAUUUCACAGGUAAUGAAUGACUGGAUCAUUAUUCAUAUAUGGGAGAGGCAAUACGGCUUAGCUGUCAAAUCAGGUUCCAGGGUUCCCUAGUGACCUCCAUAUUUUUUAACUGGGGGUAAUACAGUUACGUAGAAUAUUUUCGCCUUUCAAACGUGGGUAAAUUAGUUCAGUCUGUUCACCCCUUACCAUCCCCAAUUCUUUUCGUAACUUGUGUUGUGUGAAGGAUGAUUACUAAACAACAGCCUGCGUAUACAGCCGUCUCUUCUUGCUCCUCGUCGCUAUAUAAGGAAACGUCCCUGGGGGCGAGGAGCGAGCAGAGACGGCUGCUUUUUCAGAAUUAAUUGAACAGCAAAACAUUUUUUGAUCAUGACCAAAAACAACAUUGAUAUCACCCAAACAUCCAUGUUACACUGUACCUACACACUCGUUUAAAUUAAUGCCCUCAUAUAUUACCCUGAAGGCUAACAGUGACCUGUUAAAGGUGAUUCUUUUUCAAAGCAAUUAAUCAACGAAGAUUUCUUUCGCAGCCAAGAACAUAAAAAGCACCAUACAAUCCUUAGAAGACCUGGCCAAUCAGAACAAGAUAAAAUAUGGUGUCUUAAACGACGGGUCACUUUCCGAUUUCUUCAAAAAAUCAGAAGUAGAAACUUACCAGAAAAUGUAUAACACAAUGAAAAAGGGUAACACCUUUGUCAACUCGACAAAAGACGGAGUGGCCAAGGUGCAAGAGGGAGGGUUUGCUUACUUGACCGACGAACCAUAUCUAGACUACUACAACAUGAAGGAACCUUGUAACACGACGAUGCUGAAAAAUUUGUUAGAAGCUAAAAGUUACGGCAUUGCACUACAAAGAAAUUCUGACCUGACGGAUGAAAUUUCAGUUGCAAUACUCAAGGUAACUAGAAAAAUUAAUAAAUGAGUAAAUAAACAAACAAAUAAAUAAGUUAAGUAUGUGAAGGAGUUUCUUAUACAUUUCCUGCGUUACCGGCUAACUAUGAAUGCAGUAAGAAUAGCUAAAAACGCCAAUACCGCGGUCUGACACAGUUUCUUCUCUAGUGAUUCCCUCUUUACACUUACAAACUAGGUAUUCCGCUUAGCCUUACUCUCUCAACCCACUCUACCACCCAGCCAGGCUCAAUCCACUUACAUAUACCUUAAGGAUUCCUCUACAUCCCUGAAGUCCAAGGUGUAGUCGAUUCUGUGUUCAUUUUGCAGCUAAGGGAAGAGGGUUUCUUGGAUAAGCUCCGUCAAAAAUGGUGGGAUCAUCGCAGUGACUGCGAAAAAGAAAAGCCAGCGUCAGCUACAACGAUGAGGAUUUCUUUGGAUCACAUGGCUGGGGUCUUCAUUGUUCUGGCAGGAGGAAUAGUUGUAUCUAUAGUAUUUCUGCUGAUCGAAAGACGAUGUAGCAAUCUAAGGGAACAACUUAAUAAACCAGAAGUAAGCAAAGAUCGAAAAUUCGAAGCAUCUUAGAGUGUGAGCGAGUGAAGAAAAGAGUGGAAAAUGUUAAGCUAGAGUGAAGAGAAUGCAUAUGUUCAAAUAACCGCGGGGAAACUUAAAAAAAAAAACGGAAAUCCACUUUAGAUUAGCCCGACAGACAGAAGAGAACGGAGAAACAACCCAUCAGUUCAGUAUGUCAAGAUCACCAAACACAUAUAACUUUCCAACAAGCAGAUGUUUUUAGGCUUCGUCUCGUGUUCCUUCCCUACGAACGUCGUUCGCAAGGUACGAACACGUGAUGAAGCCCUAAGAACGUCCUCGAAGAAGACUACCGAUCGCAGAGUAUUAUCCUUGAAUAGAAUGUAUCAUUCCAUUUCAAAGGAACAUUUCAUUGCUAAAAUACAGUUUCACGGCGGUUAGGGAAAUUAUAAUUCUUUCAAGGUUGAAAAAUGAAUAAUAAUUCUCUUUACAGUCGAUGAUGAGCGUCAGAGAUCAGAUGGAUCAACUGACGAUGGCGCCGAGAGUCUUCUCCAGGCCUCUCUCCUUUGAGACCAAAACCUUCAACAACGUGGACAAUAUCAAUUGUAGAAGCAUGGACGCGAAGGAUGGGGUCCAACCACGUGACAGCCUUGGGGUCCCGAGGAGGCAAGCCAGACUUCCCAAUAUUUAUGCGGGUGCCCCGGAAAGUAAUCUGUAAAUGUCUUUUGGCACAAUGAAGUUAUACACCAAAUGCGGUUGACGACUAAAAGCCUCAUAGUCGAGUUAUUUAAGAGUGUUUCAACAUGUUUUGAUUGGUCACACAUAGAGAGAUUUUACUUGACCCGUGAAAUAGGUGGUAAAAUACUACGCACUAUUAGCCGUAUUCAUACUAGAGACGGAUUAUCCGUCUAAGACGGGUUAUCCGUCGGAUAAUUCUCGUCAGACAUAUAAUACGUCUUAAUUUGAAAGUGGGGCGGUCUUAAUAUUGGAUGGACAGUCCGCCUGAGUUAUCCAUCUGUUUUUCAGUCAAUUUUGGCGGAUUUUGAAGAUGGAUUAUCCGUCUCUGGUGUAAAAACGGCCAUUAUGCGCUAAUUCCAUCGUCUUCUUUUGUUUACUUGUAGUUAUUUUGCAAUAGUUCUUAUAGUAUCUGUUUCACGGGUCAAGUAAAACCACUCUAAUUCCAAGAAUGCAAACCUUUUUGGACAGCUUCUCUUUGUUGUUUGUUUAGAAACUAGAAGGAAACAGGGGCCGAGUUAGCAGGGGUCGUUACCAGGGACGUGCCGGUCAGCUAUUGGCCGAUUUUUUUCCCUUGUCUCCAGUAACAUUCCCAGAAGUCUUUUCGAAAGUUAACUCGGCCCAGAGGCCUGUUUCUCGAAAGUUCCGGUAACUUUUUGGACCCGAAAAACUGCAAUCAAGAUCAAAGUUUCAGAAAUUUUGAAAAUGCUGAAAUGAAGUGAUCAGUUAACGAAGCAAAAUUGACUGGUUUGUGAGCUAGUAAAGGUGCUACUAUUCAACAGGUUUUGAUUUUAAAAUUUGCCUUCGGGCCCGAAAAGCUCUCGUGCCUUUGGAGAAAUGCGCGCCAGCAGUUUCCUUGUCGUUUCUAACGUGGCGAAAUUAGUAGUACAUUUGAAGGCACCUGGUAAUCCAGGAAGGAGACACUCCCUCAUGUGGCGUAAACAUGUACGUGCCGCUGAACAGGGUGUGGUUUUCAGACUUGAGACAUGAACAGGGUAUAAAAUCUCAUUAUUUAGCUUCUUGACAAGGGUGGUGCUUUGAGUAGUCUACAUGUGGUAGCAACAAUUUUUCCAAAUAUCUAAUUCCAUAAAUUACUUAAUUCUGUAUGCGA
Molecule: messenger RNA, 13958 nt
Organism: Porites lobata
Lineage: Eukaryota; Metazoa; Cnidaria; Anthozoa; Scleractinia; Poritidae
Source: the annotation of a GenBank genome assembly